AUGGCAUGCUCCUUGUUGCUAAAGGCUGCGAAGCACACAGAAGUCCUUGCACCAGUCCAUGAGAAAAGCAUCAUGGAGGUCUGCAUAUUGUUCCUUUAUGCUAUGAUACUUCUUCCAGGUAUUGCUGCCAGUGUGCAUCAGGUGAAGUCAUUUCUCAAUCACACUGCAUACCUAUCCUGUUAUUUUCCAAACUCUCAGAAAACUGACAUAAAUGAUUUAAGAGUUUUUUGGCAAAAAGGCGACGUUGAAGUGGUGCAUGAAGUAUACUACGGCCAAGAGAAACAUGAUAACCUUAGUCCUAAAUACAUAAAUCGCACCAAAAUGGAUAUGGACAAAUGGACCUUGCAAUUGUUAAAUGCAGGAAUUAUGGACGAGGGACAGUAUAGAUGUAUUAUACAGCACAGAGAUAAAGGAUCGCCAAAGGUCAUACACACAUCUGAGUGCUUACUGCACAUCAUUGCCAACUAUAGUCAACCUGAGAUAGCAUGGCUGCAUGCUGGGGAACUAAAGCCCAACGAAUACUUGAAUCUUUCCUGUUCUUCCAGCGGAGGUUAUCCAGAGCCCAAGCAGAUGACUUGGCUAGUUUCACAGGAAAACACAACAUACAGGCUUAUGCGUCACAUGGAUGUCUCACAGGAUGCUGUAACAAAGCUGUACAAUGUUACUAGCAAGCUGAAUAUCACAGUUCCUACAAACACCCUCACUAAUAUUAGCUGCUUGCUUCACCUUGGAGAGCAGCUGGGGAGCCUUGUCUCAGUGCCUCUAGGCAUAGAGAUACAGGGGGAAGAAAUGGAGCAAGUGAAGGUAAAUUUAUUUGGCCCACUUAUAGCUGUGACUGUACUGAUCACACUUCUUCUGGGUUUUGUGAUAUUGAAGAAGAACAGAAAUAUCUCAUCUACCAACCAGAGUGUCAGUCUAGCAGUCUAG
Molecule: messenger RNA, 927 nt
Organism: Gavia stellata (red-throated loon)
Lineage: Eukaryota; Metazoa; Chordata; Aves; Gaviiformes; Gaviidae
Gene: CD86
Product: CD86 molecule
Exons: 6
Coding region: 1-927 (308 amino acids)
Biological process (GO): cell surface receptor signaling pathway; negative regulation of T cell proliferation; cellular response to lipopolysaccharide
Cellular component (GO): external side of plasma membrane
Source: RefSeq, a predicted model, not a curated record